AAUAAGUGCACUCCUCAUCAGGCUCUGAAUUCUUUUGCCCUUGCACGUCCCAUUGUAAAAUGACGUUCCAUCUCCAAUCAGUGGGUCGAAAACCACCCAAACCCAUGUAAAAAAACUGAUUGCUUUCCCCUAUUGAUCUCUCUGGUAAAAACUGAUUGAGUUUCCUCUCUAGAAACUAAUAAUCUGGGUCUUUUUCUCUCUCUGGUAAAAACUGAUGGGUUUCCUCUCUCUCUCCUCUCUCUAUAAAGUUAUAGUCUGGGUCUUUCUUUAACUUACCGUUUGCGUCAGUCAUGGUUUUCUGCCUGCUUUCCACCAAACUGACUUUCCCAGUUUUGCCCACCUUCCAUUUUUUAAUAAAAUCUUUGGAGAAAUUGUCAUCUGCUUUAUCCCUUUGCCCUUUCAUCAAGUUGCUCAUGGUCAAACCAUUUAGUUCCUUUUCUCUCUCUGCAACUCCUUCCUGAACUUUCCCUGCAUCUCACCUCGUCCUUCAACCCCAAGAAACCAAGUAAGAUUGACCAUUCAAAAGGGUCCCCUCGAAAACCAUCACCAGUUUGAUCAGCAACUCUGGAUUCGGAGGCUUUUUGGUGAAAGCCCUAGUAGUUUCCAAUAAACAAUACAGUUCCCAGCAUUUCUUGAAUGUCUUUCAUGGAAGGCCCCUUUAAUCGCAUCUUUAUGUUAGAUUCUCCUUUUUACAAUGGUGAAACAAGCUUUUAACCGUACUUGUUAGAUACAUUGACGAAGGAAACCAUGUCUUUAUUGAGAUCCACCGAUCCAUCUUCCACUUUAUAUGGUGACCCCAACCUCUAUGCACUCCAAAGCAGCACCAGAGCCCAGGGCUUGCCAACCCGUUCAUUUAGCUUAGACAGGAUAAACUUAAAGUAUUUGCCCGACUUCUAUGGCGAGGUCCAUAACCAACUGCCGUUUUCUGACUCCCCAUUAGAAGAAUUUAUCUCCCAACAAGUUGACUUCUUCCCACCCACACCGACUGGCUCCAGCCCAUAUCACCUAAUUUCAAGUUUGGGCCCUUCUGCAAAUUCUCAAGAGUCAUGUAACAUGGCAUCCAUUGCACAAUCCCAUACCUCAUCGCUGUAUGAUUCUAGUCAUCAUGGAUAUGCAUAUGAAAGCAUGGAUGAACAUGGGAGGACCAUGUAUGAUGAUGCAGAGGAGAUGAGGAGGAAACUCCAAGAAUUGGAAAUGGAAUUGCUUGACGAUAGUGAUGAAUGCGUAUAUGAUGGGCAUGACAUGCCCAUUGACAUGAUAGAGAGCCUUCUACCAAACUCACCUAAGGAACCCUCUGACUCAAACCUCACAAGCACCAGCACCACGACCACCACCACCUCCAACUCCACCUCAAGCACCAGCACUAAUAGAGACUCUCCCACUUCAAAUAUCAUAAGCCCUUGCUUGAGCUCUACAACUUCUCUCACUCCCAAGCAAAUACUCUUUGGGUGUGCAACUGCCAUAUCAGAAGGAAACCUCGGGGGGGCCACCACAAUGGUAAAUGAGCUAAGGCAAAUGGUCUCCGUCCAAGGUGACCCACCUCAAAGGAUCGCUGCCUAUAUGGUUGAGGGCCUAGCAGCCCGAAUGGCCUCAUCAGGCCAAGGCCUAUACAAAGCCCUAAGAUGCAAAGAGCCCCCAAGCCUAGAUAGGCUCUCUGCCAUGCAAAUCCUCUUCGAGGUAUGCCCUUGCUUUAAAUUCGGCUUUGUGGCAGCCAAUGGUACCAUUACUGAGGCCAUCAAGGACGAAGAAAGGGUACACAUCAUUGAUUUCGAUAUCAACCAAGGGAGUCAAUACAUCACUUUGAUACAAGCCCUUGCCUCUAGGCCAGGCAGGCGACCACACUUGUGCCUAACAGGUGUGGAUGACCCCGAGUCAGUCCAACGCUCAGUAGGUGGCCUCAUGAUCAUUGGCCAAAGGCUUGAGAAGUUAGCAGAGGCCUUAGGACUCCCCUUUGAGUUUAGGGCAGUGGCAUCAAAGACCAAGGAUGUGCGGCCCUCCAUGCUGGCAUGUAGACCCGAUGAGGCCCUUAUAGUGAACUUUGCAUUCCAACUGCACCACAUGCCUGAUGAGAGUGUGUCGACUGUGAACGAGCGGGACCGUCUGCUAAGGAUGGUGAGGGGGCUAGGACCAAAGCUUGUAACCUUUGUCGAGCAAGAUGUGAAUACGAAUACGUCGCCAUUUUUGGCAAGGUUUGCUGAGGCAUAUGAGUAUUACUUGGCGGUUUUUGAGUCUUUGGAUCUUACGCUUGCCCGAGAGAGCACAGACAGAAUGAAUGUGGAGAGGCAUUGUUUGGCUAGGGACAUAGUUAACAUAGUUGCCUGCGAGGGGGCGGACAGGAUCGAGAGGUAUGAGACAGCAGGAAAGUGGAGGGUGAGGAUGACGAUGGCUGGGUUCUCUCCAUCUCCUCUAGGCUCACAGGUGAAGAGUGCGAUUGGCUCACUAUUGAGGUCUUAUUGCAAUAGAUACACUGUGAAGGAAGAGGCAGGUGCGUUGUACUUUGGGUGGGAGGACAAAACCCUGGUUACGGCCUCGGCUUGGCAUUAGAGCUAUUUCUAUGUUGAACCAUUUAGGGAGUUGGGCAUGAUAAGCUGGGAAUCGAGCCUUCUAUGAUUGGUUGCAGCCUUCAAUGCCCGAACCACCGAGCCAAGAGCCCGAAUGUAAUGGCUUUUAGUCAUAGCUAGAGGGGGACAUCUAUCGACAAACCGUAUCUGCAUAUGCUUGUUAGUUUUGUAGUCAACAAACAUGUUAAACACUUUAUCAUGACAAUAAUGCCACAAUUUUUUGUUCAGUAAUAGUUCCAUAAAUGUUUUUAAUGCGAUGUGGGACAAAAGCAUGACUCAAUUUUAAA
Messenger RNA from Amborella trichopoda, 2848 nucleotides. RefSeq names its product SCARECROW-like 1 (gene SCL1). Lineage: Eukaryota; Viridiplantae; Streptophyta; Magnoliopsida; Amborellales; Amborellaceae. The record is from RefSeq and is a predicted model, not a curated record.